This is a messenger RNA of Haemonchus placei, 330 nucleotides long. Lineage: Eukaryota; Metazoa; Nematoda; Chromadorea; Rhabditida; Trichostrongylidae. The record is from the annotation of a GenBank genome assembly.
AUGUUGGAACAGCACCAGCUGUUCAUGUUUCUGCUUGGUGCUCGUAUUCUGCCUUUCUGUCCUCAUUGGUUGCUGAACAUCUGCUCUCCAUUUGUCGGGAUUUCAUUACCUCUUCAUGCAUCAACAGUGCUCAUAGGUCUGAUUCCUUACAAUGUGCUAUGCGUUCGUGCAGGCCGUGUGUUGGCUGAAGUACGUUCAGUGCAUGACGUGUUCGACUUGGCGACCAUUCUCGAACUCGUCGCCCUGGCGAUUGCUCUGGUCAUCAUCGGACUGCUUUCAAGACGACGUCGGAGAGGACAAAACGAGGAGCCUCGUGCACCUUCUGGAUAG